Messenger RNA from Penicillium atrosanguineum, 693 nucleotides. Its product is annotated as GNAT family N-acetyltransferase. Lineage: Eukaryota; Fungi; Ascomycota; Eurotiomycetes; Eurotiales; Aspergillaceae. Gene Ontology annotation, molecular function: protein-N-terminal-alanine acetyltransferase activity; protein N-terminal-serine acetyltransferase activity. The record is from RefSeq and is a predicted model, not a curated record. The coding region runs from base 1 to 693 and encodes 230 amino acids. The transcript is spliced from 2 exons.
AUGUCAUUCCACUAUGAACAGCGACGCCUAGAGAAUGAGCGCGUUGCUCUCGUUCCAUUCGAUCCCUCUAUUCAUUCGGCGAAUUUCAUGAAAGAGAAAGAAACGAACCCAGAAAUACGUAAAUAUGUCGUCGUUCCCGCCGCCAAAUCAGUAGAAGAAUUCAGUGCAUUCUACGAAGAGAACAUCAAUUCUUCACCCGGCGACUGUCUGUACGCUAUUAUCGACAAAAAAUUCACCAAGGGGGAGAAAGAUCCAAGUGCGAACUAUGCUGGCACUAUUGCCCUGGCAUCAACCAAUCCAGUAAAUGCGUCCACAGAAAUGGGUAUCAUGGUCUUUUCGGCAUUCCAGCGCACGCACGUGUCGUCGAACGCGAUAGGGCUUCUACUACAAUAUACACUCGACCCACAUUCUGUGGGCGGCUUAGGGCUGAGGCGAGUUGAGUGGAGAUGUCAUGCUGGGAAUCAGGCAUCUAGACACGCUGCUCUGCGGAUGGGGUUCGAGCUUGAAGGAAUCUUGCGAUGGGACAGAACCUUCCCUGGAGGGACGAUUGGACUCCCCGUGGAUGCCCUGGAGAAGAGGAAUGGAUCUUCGGGGGAAGAGCUAGGGCGACACACUGCCGUCUUUUCCAUUGUUUGGGAUGAAUGGGAUGAAAAGCGACCUAAAGUUGUGAAGCAGAUGGAGCGAGAGAAAUAG